This is a messenger RNA of Oxyura jamaicensis (ruddy duck), 1860 nucleotides long. It is a transcript of the gene BMP4, whose product is annotated as bone morphogenetic protein 4. Bases 154 to 1071 code for a protein of 305 amino acids. The transcript has a single exon. Gene Ontology annotation, biological process: SMAD protein signal transduction; negative regulation of apoptotic process; BMP signaling pathway. Lineage: Eukaryota; Metazoa; Chordata; Aves; Anseriformes; Anatidae. Gene Ontology annotation, molecular function: BMP receptor binding; cytokine activity; growth factor activity. The record is from RefSeq and is a predicted model, not a curated record. Gene Ontology annotation, cellular component: extracellular region.
AUCUGGGCAGAGGUGUGCGGAGGGCGGGCGAGCGGCGCCAGGACCGCUGCGGGUCCGGCCGGGAGGGAUGCGUGGGGGAGCGGAGCGGUGAAGCCGGGCAGGUGAAGCACGGAUGUGAGCCGUGGCCGUGCUGGGGGGCUGUGGCUGGGUGCCAUGAGGCUGACGUGUUCUUGUUUUGUUUUCUUUUUUUUUUUUUGUGCUGCUUUCCCCUUGCCCUGCUCCCCUCCAGAGCACCUGGAGACCGUCCCGGGCCCCAGCGAGGCGCCCCGGAUCCGUUUCGUCUUCAACCUCAGCAGCGUGCCGGAAAACGAGGUGAUCUCCUCGGCGGAGCUGCGGCUGUACCGGGAGCAGGUGGAGGAGCCGAGCGCGGCGUGGGAGAGGGGCUUCCACCGGAUAAACAUUUACGAAGUGAUGAAGCCGCUGUCGGAGCGCGCUCAGGCCAUUACGCGCCUGUUGGACACGCGUCUGGUGCACCACAACGUGACGCGCUGGGAGACCUUUGAUGUGAGCCCGGCCGUGAUCCGGUGGACCAAGGACAAGCAGCCGAACCACGGGCUGGUGAUCGAGGUGACCCACCUCCACCACGCACAGACUCAUCAGGGCAAACACGUCAGGAUUAGCCGAUCUUUACCUCAAGGGCGCGGGGACUGGGCUCAGCUCAGGCCGCUCCUGGUCACUUUUGGGCACGACGGGCGAGGCCACGCGCUGACCCGCCGAGCCCGCCGGAGCCCCAAGCACCAGCGUUCCCGCAAGAACAAAAAAAACUGCCGCCGCCAUGCCCUCUAUGUGGAUUUCAGCGACGUGGGCUGGAACGACUGGAUCGUGGCGCCCCCGGGGUACCAGGCGUUUUACUGCCACGGGGACUGCCCCUUCCCUCUGGCCGACCACCUCAACUCCACGAACCACGCCAUCGUGCAGACGCUGGUCAACUCCGUCAACUCCAGCAUCCCCAAGGCCUGCUGCGUGCCCACGGAGCUGAGCGCCAUCUCCAUGCUCUACCUGGAUGAGUAUGACAAGGUGGUCCUGAAAAACUACCAGGAGAUGGUGGUGGAGGGGUGCGGGUGCCGCUGACCCCCCCCCCUUUCCCCGCCGCCCUCUCCUCCCCUUCUCUCUCCCUCCCGUCCCACCCCAGAACUGCUUGCUAUAGCUGGACUCUUCUCUAAACUAAACGUUCACCUUGACCUUAUUUAUGACUUUAUGUGCAAAUGUUUUUUUUUUUUUUUGACAAUAAUGAUCAUAUAUUUUGACAAAAUAUAUUUAUAACUACAUAUUAAAAGAAAAAAAUAAAAUGAGUCAUUAUUUUAAAGGUAAACGCAUCUCGUGUCUCACCUCUCAGGGUGCUGCUGAGGCUGUGCUGCCCAGGAGUGCGGCAGGGGAUGUAUCUCCUCUUUUCCUUUCCCCCCCCCCCCCCCCCUUGUCCCUGCUUCCCCUCACCCCUUCCCUUUUCCCCUUAAAAAAGGCUCUGCAAAUUUCAGUCUUUCUAUUUCUCGCCGAGGUACCGUGGAUCCCCCUGUGCUGGGGCUGCGCCACGUGGGAGAUGAGGGUCCCUGGAGAUUAAGAGCUGCUUCUCCCCGGCCGCUGGGAAUAGAGCCGACCUUGCUAACCUGGCCCAAGCGUUUGCAAAGCAACCCACCAAAAAUGCAUUUGAAAAGAAGGUGAAGAUUUACCUGAGGGCUUUAUGCUAAACCCACUGGGUUUUAUACCCUUCGUCCAUCGGCAGGAUUCCCCAGGUUUUAAAACUAUUAACAUUUCCCCACCACCACCCUCCUCCCCUCCCCACUGGAGACUGGCUUCUUUGGGAAGCUUCAAAGGUUUGCACGGGUCCUUUGAAGAUCAAAUCGCCCCAUUACAAUGCCAAAA